AUGGCCGGAGGUGCAACCAAAUACCGACACUUGAGUCGGAAAUCCUCUCACAGACAAGCUCUUCUCCGAAACUUGGUUACCUCUCUCUUUCAACACGAAUCGAUCACGACAACAUGGGCCAAGGCAAAGGAGGCCCAAAAACUAGCUGAGAAGCUGAUCACCCUGGGCAAGAAGAAUACCGAAACAAGCCGGAGGACUGCCCUUUCUACAUUCUACACUCCCCACGAAAUCCUUCCCAAAUUAUUCGGGCCACUCCGAGAGCGCUACGCCGACCGUCCCGGCGGGUACACCAGAGUCCUGCGGGUUGAGCCGAAAAAGGAUGACCAGGCACCCAGUGCGAUUUUGGAACUUGUGGAUGGACCGAAAGAUAUGCGGUUUGCGAUUACCGCAAAGGCCGUCGCGAGACGACGUAGCCAGGGACUUGAGACGUUGAAUGAGCUCACGCUGAUGAAUGUGCGGAAGGUAACGCAAUUUCGCAAGGAUGGAGUUGAGGCGUUAGAAAGAGCGAUUUCUCGGGUAAAGCUUGAUGGGGGCAACGACCGUGUAAAAGCAAAGGCGACGAAGGGAAUUGAGGACAAGGCCGAGGUGGAGGUUGAUAAUGAAGUCGAGAGGAAAUAG
Aspergillus puulaauensis is the source of this 618-nucleotide messenger RNA. Its product is annotated as mitochondrial 54S ribosomal protein bL17m. The record is from RefSeq and is a predicted model, not a curated record. Gene Ontology annotation, molecular function: structural constituent of ribosome. Bases 1 to 618 code for a protein of 205 amino acids. The transcript is spliced from 2 exons. Gene Ontology annotation, cellular component: mitochondrial large ribosomal subunit; ribosome. NCBI's taxonomy places the organism in Eukaryota, Fungi, Ascomycota, Eurotiomycetes, Eurotiales, Aspergillaceae. Gene Ontology annotation, biological process: translation.